AUGAGGAUCCGAGCUCAUGCUGACGGAUUGCGUCGUGUCAACUCGGCCAACCGAUUCGUAGCUAACGAGCUGAUGCCUGUGUUUUUCAGAGACGACCGCGUUCUCUUCCGAGCGAAGCAUCGUUGGUUCAAAGGAUCAGUGCGCCGUCGCAUUCCGAAGUCGGAUUUUUACAACAUCCGCGCAGACAAUGGCAGUUUGUUCGACGCCGUCUUAGCGUCGAAUAUGGAGCUGCUUGACGAACCGGAAGAGCUGCCGUGCUAUCAAUACACAAAAGGAGACAAGAUCCUGUGGGUUCCCGACGCCCAAAACAACAAUUCCGACGACGAAGAGCUAACGUACAAGGCCAAGAUUGCACACGUGCAUUCAGUGAACCGGUUCGAUCUGCUGUUGCGCACCGGUCGAGUCGUCAAGAAAGUGCCAUACGAGCAGCUUUGUCCUCGCGAUGAGGCCGAUUUCGUAUCUACAGCGACGUCACGGCGUCGGUGA
Molecule: messenger RNA, 486 nt
Organism: Phytophthora infestans T30-4
Lineage: Eukaryota; Oomycota; Peronosporomycetes; Peronosporales; Peronosporaceae
Exons: 2
Coding region: 1-486 (161 amino acids)
Source: RefSeq, a predicted model, not a curated record